GUCUGGAGAAGAAGUGACAGAGCGUCCAUCUCAGCCAUGUCACAUUUCAAUGCAUCAGAGUUACAGUCGCUUCUCCUCACGUUCCUGCAGAGCUGCCUCAACAGCACGAGCGGACGUCCCUCUCAACAACCUCAGAACUUCACUGUUCAGCCGGCGUUGCAGCACUUAACUGGAGUCAGAGAUCAAUCUCAGGGCUUCAUGUAUAUUCUCCUAGUGGUUGGCAUGUUCAGCUUCUUCACCUUGGGCAUCAUGCUCAGCUACAUCCGUUCCAAGAAGCUGGAGAAUUCUCAGGAUCCGUACCACCAGUAUAUCGCCAAGGACUGGAGCAAAGUGCCGUCACCAUCCAGAGCUGUGACUCAGGUUCUGCACAAGGCUGCAUCGGAUGACAGAGUCCACACCAACGACUCAGUUGUCAUCUGUAACCAAGCAGCCGUUGAACAGCUUCCCGGUUAG
Synchiropus splendidus (mandarinfish) is the source of this 453-nucleotide messenger RNA. Its product is annotated as potassium voltage-gated channel subfamily E member 2. The record is from RefSeq and is a predicted model, not a curated record. Gene Ontology annotation, molecular function: transmembrane transporter binding; potassium channel regulator activity; voltage-gated potassium channel activity involved in ventricular cardiac muscle cell action potential repolarization. The transcript is spliced from 2 exons. Gene Ontology annotation, cellular component: membrane. Lineage: Eukaryota; Metazoa; Chordata; Actinopteri; Syngnathiformes; Callionymidae. The coding region runs from base 37 to 453 and encodes 138 amino acids. Gene Ontology annotation, biological process: regulation of heart rate by cardiac conduction; potassium ion export across plasma membrane; regulation of ventricular cardiac muscle cell membrane repolarization.